AUGGCGGAUUCUGAUAAUGAAUCGGGAGGACAGAGAGACCACAACUCGCAUAACGAGACCUCACCAAGAGAGCAGGACAGGCUUCUCCCAAUUGCUAACGUGAGCAGAAUCAUGAAGAAAGCACUACCGGCGAACGCCAAGAUAUCAAAAGAUGCAAAAGAAACAGUGCAAGAGUGCGUAUCGGAGUUCAUCAGCUUCAUCACCGGAGAGGCGUCGGAUAAGUGCCAGAGGGAGAAAAGGAAGACAAUCAACGGCGAUGAUUUACUCUGGGCGAUGACCACUUUAGGAUUCGAGGACUACGUCGAGCCGUUGAAGAUUUACUUGCAGAGGUUUCGUGAUAUGGAAGGGGAGAAGAGUGCAAUGGCCGGAAGAGGGGAGAAGGACGGAGGCGGAGGCGGCUCCGGUGGUGGGGAUGGCAGUGUCGUAAAUAUGGGUACUUCUGGGGGUGGUUAUGAGGGGAUGUAUGGAAUGAUGGGGCAUCAGAUGCAGGGACAAAUGUACGGCUACAAUCAGAUGGGUGGAAGUGGGUCCGGUAAAGUUGGAUCGGGUUACCAUAUCGGAUCCGGGUCUUCAGCUGCCAGUGGGAGACCAAGGUAG
Molecule: messenger RNA, 597 nt
Organism: Fraxinus pennsylvanica
Lineage: Eukaryota; Viridiplantae; Streptophyta; Magnoliopsida; Lamiales; Oleaceae
Source: the annotation of a GenBank genome assembly